UGCCUUCUUCUGCCGGCCAAGUCCAUAAAGGAUAUCACGGCUGGUUGGUUCAGCACCUCAUUCCUCUCAAUAUGUCUCCGGCUUUCGACGGAAUGUGAAAACGGCCCGUUAUAUAGACUUAUUGAUGCUUCUCUUGUCCGCCUGCUGUGGACAUUAUGUGCUUAGUCCCGCUGACCGGGAAAUAUGGCAAUACAACCUUUUGCUAUAAAGUGUCCAUGGUUUCUCGUUGUUCUCCGGCUGACCUCCUUCGUUCCUUCUUACAAGCCGAUUUAUUGUCAAGUGCCGGUUACUUGACGUCAAUUCUUUCAUUCACACCUUCGCUUAUGAACAUCUUCCCGAACUCCAUCGAAUCUGUAAUCACCACAUACACAUACACAUCCAUCAACCCGAAGAUGCGUUCUACCAUCGUUGUCGCUCUUGCCUUCCUCUUUCUUUCUGCACCCGCAUUCUCUGCUCCUCUCACAUCUGCCUCCGCUCCUUCCGAAGAUGAGAGCAGUGCUCCAGGUACCGAUUUGUCCAAGGGAUUCAUCGAUGUGGGGAACCAUGUUAAAGAUCUCAAUCAAUUUUUCAGCCGUGAAGAACUCGAACUUCUUGCUCGUGCAGAGGAGAGCAGCGCGAUCCAAAUAAACGACUUUGCGGCUCGUGGCUUCAUAGACAUGGGACAAUUGAGGCCAUUGUUAGGAUCGAAAGGUAUCUUCAAGCGUGACGGAAUCUUGAUCCACGGUCCUAUUCCUAUCCGUGCUCCAAAAAUCAGUCGGCCAUGGAAACUCCUCAUCCGCAAGCCACCCCUCGUUCUAGCCGACGACUUUGAGCCUUCCAGUUCCGUCGACGAAAGUGGUGCACUUGACAUAGGAAAGAUCGCAUCAACCAUCGCUAGUUUCUUUUCCAAGCGUGAUCGUCUCACAUUGGGAAAUCCUAUCAUCGUUCCGACCGCCAAUCGCCCACUUCCUCAUAUUGCGCAGCUCUUCGACGCUCGUGAUAAUGCUGGCCGCCAUCCUGUCUUAGGUGGACCUGGCCUCCACUUGUCUGUACGUCCACAGCCCCACGCGGCCAGGGACCUAGCGACUAGAACCUUGGGCGAACUCGAUUAGAUGGGGAUAUGGUGACCUGACAAGGACGCUCGUUCAGAUGUUUGAUCACGUAUAUACCGGUGAAUUGUGUAUCGUUCAGAACGGGAUGAAUGUGAAUGCAUAUCGAUUAUUCUGCCCUUUUUUUGCGUUCCAAAGGUGCAUGCGCAUGACUGACCUACCGUUCAAAUGCCAACUUGGCCAGUCAACGUUACGCAUAGGUUCUUCAACCUGCUUAGGCCUCCUCAAGUUGAACGCUUCCUCCUUUUCUUCCCAUCCUGCAAGUAGUAGUACUCGCUCGGCGCCCAAUGUUCAUUUAAUGAGCUCUCUCAGGACCUUGCGAGCAAGGUUUUUCCACCAUGACUUGCAGAAGUUGGCAGCGUUCGCUUUCAUGCUUCAAG
This is a messenger RNA of Somion occarium, 1468 nucleotides long. NCBI's taxonomy places the organism in Eukaryota, Fungi, Basidiomycota, Agaricomycetes, Polyporales, Cerrenaceae. The record is from the annotation of a GenBank genome assembly.